Messenger RNA from Phragmites australis (common reed), 1307 nucleotides. Its product is annotated as 2-methyl-6-phytyl-1,4-hydroquinone methyltransferase 2, chloroplastic-like. The record is from RefSeq and is a predicted model, not a curated record. Lineage: Eukaryota; Viridiplantae; Streptophyta; Magnoliopsida; Poales; Poaceae. The coding region runs from base 55 to 1122 and encodes 355 amino acids. The transcript has 3 exons. Gene Ontology annotation, molecular function: 2-methyl-6-phytyl-1,4-benzoquinone methyltransferase activity. Gene Ontology annotation, biological process: methylation.
CUCGCUCGUCGCAUCCACCCCUCCCCUCCCCUCCUCGGCGCGGCGGCGGCGGCAAUGGCGAUGGCCUCCACCCACGCGCCGAGUGGCGCCGAGGCCCUCGCGCCUGGCCGGGCUAGGGUCCGCGCCCCCGCGGGGCUCGGCUUCCUCGGCCUCGGCCCCUCCAAGGCCGGCCUCCCCCGCCCCCUUGCCCUCGCCAAGCGGGCCGGCGUCUCGGGGGCCGUAGCCGUUCCUGGAGGAGCGAGGCUCAGGUGCGCGGCGUCGUCGCCCUCCUCGGCUGCCGCGCGGCCCAUCUCGGCACCGCGGUUCAUCCAGCACAAGAAGGAGGCCUUCUGGUUCUACCGCUUCCUCUCCAUCGUCUACGACCACGUCAUCAACCCGGGCCACUGGACCGAGGACAUGCGCGACGACGCGCUCGAGCCCGCCGACCUCUACAGCCGCCACCUCAGGGUCGUCGACGUCGGCGGCGGGACCGGGUUCACCACGCUCGGCAUCGUCAAGCACGUUGACCCGGAGAACGUCACGCUGCUCGACCAGUCCCCGCACCAGCUCGACAAGGCCAGGCAGAAGGAGGCGCUCAAGGGGGUCAAAAUCAUGGAGGGGGACGCCGAGGACCUGCCGUUCCCCACCGACACCUUCGACCGAUACGUUUCUGCGGGCAGCAUUGAGUAUUGGCCUGACCCACAGCGAGGAAUUAAGGAAGCCUACAGGGUCUUGAGGCUCGGUGGAGUAGCUUGCAUGAUUGGCCCUGUGUACCCAACCUUCUGGCUGUCCCGCUUUUUUGCCGAUAUGUGGAUGCUCUUUCCCAAGGAAGAAGAGUACAUAGAGUGGUUCAAAAAGGCUGGGUUCAAGGAUGUCAAGCUGAAAAGGAUUGGACCAAAAUGGUAUCGUGGUGUCCGAAGGCAUGGCCUGAUCAUGGGAUGCUCUGUGACGGGUGUGAAGAGGGAACAUGGAGACUCCCCUUUGCAGCUUGGUCCGAAGGCUGAGGAUGUCAGCAAGCCUGUGAAUCCAAUCACCUUCUUCUUUCGCUUUCUCAUGGGAACAAUAUGCGCAGCUUACUAUGUUCUGGUGCCUAUUUACAUGUGGAUAAAGGACCAGAUUGUGCCCAAAGGCAUGCCAAUCUGAGUGGAAGGGGACUGAGCUGCAAGGAAGGGAGGAUAGCCAAUAUCUGAAGUAGUGUUCUCUAUAUUAGGCGGUUCCUGUCUGUUUUGUAUUUUACCUUUUAUUUUCCUAUUUAUGUAUUUCUUUUACUGUCGCUCCUGUUUGUGUGAACUUUGAAGCAAUAAUAUUAAGACCUUGAUUAAUCUCAA